AUGGCUUCAUACCAUCUUUCUGAUGCUGAAGGCCGCGACAAUUACUACAAUCCUGCUCUUCUUUGGUGGUAUGAUUUCUGGGUGCACUGGGUCAGCGCACUGUUUGCCUGGAAAUGUUCAUCCAGGGGUAUUCUCCUCCCGUUCUUCCAAGCCAACAUUGGAGAGCGCCACUGCGAUGUCGGUGUUGGCACAGGUUACUAUCUCCGUGCUGUCCGGCAACGCCGACCUGCUUGGCCGGAGCAGAAUCUGACACUUAUCGAUUUCCACAUGCGAUGUUUGAGAAAGGCUGCCAAGCGAGUGGGGAUCCCUGAAAAGACGGAAUGUAUAUUGGCCAAUAUACUUGAGCCAAUCAAUCUCAAGCCCCCGCAGCAAUUCGACUCUAUUUCGCUGAUGUAUGUGCUGCACUGCCUACCCGGAACAUCCAAGGAUAAGGCUUGCGUGUUCAAAAACUUGAAGCCGCUUCUCAAGGAUGAUGGAACCUUAUUUGGUUCGACAUUGUUGUGCCGAGGGAUUCGACAAAACUGGUUUAGCUGGUUCUUGCAGCGAAUCUACAAUUCCAUUGACAUGUUCCAAAACCGGGAGGAUUACGCGGAAGACUUUGUCGAGGCCCUGAAAACCGAGUUUGAGGAAGUGGAGACGGUCAUCAUUGGCACAGUACUGAUGUUCAAGGCGCGAAAGCCUCGUCGUAAGGAAGGAUUGUAG
This is a messenger RNA of Penicillium manginii, 702 nucleotides long. Its product is annotated as class I SAM-dependent methyltransferase. NCBI's taxonomy places the organism in Eukaryota, Fungi, Ascomycota, Eurotiomycetes, Eurotiales, Aspergillaceae. The transcript has a single exon. The record is from RefSeq and is a predicted model, not a curated record. Gene Ontology annotation, molecular function: methyltransferase activity. Bases 1 to 702 code for a protein of 233 amino acids.